ACGCUAGACCCACAUCAGCAUCCGUCAGGGGCGAGUCGACCCGUGUGCCAUCCUCGUUGUAGGCACCGAUCCUAGGGAGCAGCACAUGCUCAUGCCCCGUUGGAGACGACGAGGUGAGGCGCAGGCCGCUACGGAGCGAGCGGCGGCCGCUGCCAGCUGCUCGAGAUGGAAACAGAGGAGGGACCCCCGGGACUCCACGUGGAGUGCGCAGGGCGAGCGAGCUGCCAUUCCCGGCGUAUAAAAAAGUGCACCGGCCACGCGGAGGCGAGCCGAGUCCACUGGCCGCUGCCGUCCGGCCCGCAAAAGGGAACGAUUCCUCCACGCCCGACACCGUGCACGCAGCCAGAAAACCAACGCGUCCUCGCCGGGGAAAAUCUCCCGCCCCGGCCUGCUCUGCCGUAAAACCCACACGUCGCCGCAUUGACUUCGCCCUCCCCUCCCCCUCCCCCAUCUGCCGAUUUGCCUCGCGGAGCUCACACGCCCACACGCACCCCACCACACCCCGCGCCCCAUGUUGAACCAUUCCCAUUCCCGGGCCGAUUCCCGCUCCCCGUUCCUCCUCCACGGCCUGCCGCCGCCCCACGCCGCCGCAGCUGCCGAGUCGACGGCGGAGCGCCGGGACCGGAUGGACCCGCCGUCGUCGUCGGGCCGGGGGCCCACCACGCCGCGCCGCCAGCUGCAGGGCCCGCGCCCGCCCAGGCUCAACGUCAGGAUGGAGUCGCACGCCAUCAAGAAGCCCUCGGGGUCGGGGGCCGCCGCCGUCCCCGCCGCGCCGCCGGCGAGGCGGGACCAGCAGCUUCAGCAGCAGCAGCAGCCGCAGCGGGCGCCCGUCAUCAUCUACGACGCGUCGCCCAAGGUCAUCCACGUCAAGCCCAGCGAGUUCAUGGCGCUCGUGCAGAGCCUCACGGGCCCGGGAUCCGGCGCGCCGCAGCAGCAGCAGCAGCAGCACUACCACCACCACCAUCAGGCGGGGGACGACGACGACGACGUCCUGCUGCUGGGGCAGACGACGUUCCUGCCCCCGGAGCUGCUGCUCUCGCCGUCCGCCGCCAUGUCCCCGGCCGCGCGCCUCGCCACCAUCGAGCGGUCCGUGCGCCCGAUGGCCGCGCCGGCGCCGGACUACGACAUGGGCGUCCUCCCGGGGGGCGACGGCGUCAGCGGGAGAGCCGGCGACGACGACGGCACCCUCGCGGCGGUGCUCGGCCCCGCGCGCCACCCCAGCAUCCUCUCCCCGCUGCCGUCCUCGCUGCCGCCGGCCGCCGCGUCGGGGCUCUUCUCGCCGCUGCCCUUCGACUCCAGCAACAUCAGCUGGCUCAACGAGCUCAGCCCCAUCCUCCGGGCCGCCUCCACCAGCGCCGCCGCCGUGCCCGGCGCCUCCGCCUCCGCCUUCGCCGCCGCCGCGACCAACGGCGGAUCCCGGCCCCCGCCGCCGGCCUACUACUCCGACCCCUUCGUCCCCAGCCCCCGCAACCUCCUCGCCACGCCCACCGUGCCGUCGCCCGCCACCUUCGCCGAGUUCUUCGGCAGCUUGCCGGAUCUCUAGCUCGCCGUCGCCAGUCGCCGCCGCCGCCGCGUCCGUCCAAGACAGAUGCAGCAGCAGCCGAAACUUUAGCUACAUUUUUCCACACCUUUUCCUUCUGUAACACAAAUUUUUUUUCUUUCUGGCGGGUAGGGCAAGUUGGUGGGCCCGGCAGUGAUGCCAAUUUGAUUAGUGCAGUGGAGUGGUGCAGAGUGUGGAGAGAGAGAAAAAAAAGGGGUGGGAAUAGAAUGGCAGAAAGCAAUGGCAAAAGAUAGUUCUUGAGAGUAGCAUUAGCAGGUGUCUAGAAGCAGCCGGCCGGCCCAGCACCAGCGCUUUUUUUUUAAUUUCUCCUUCUUCUCUGGAUUUACACUGCACAUCUUGUGUUGUGAAGGCCAGAGGAGGUUAUUGUUUGUUUAAUGGAGGAUUUGUUAAUUCUUUUUAGCUUUGGUGAUGUGCUCAUCAUUUUGUCAUGCUGACUGGUGACUUGGUGCGUUGUAGCCAAACUCGAAGUAGUAGUGUCUAGUGUGGUGCUCUCUCCAUUCACCAAUACUAUGUUGCUGCAAAUCUAAGGCUUGUCAUACAAUUAUUAAAACAUCCAGGUGACUAAAUUGUUCC
Molecule: messenger RNA, 2134 nt
Organism: Setaria italica (foxtail millet)
Lineage: Eukaryota; Viridiplantae; Streptophyta; Magnoliopsida; Poales; Poaceae
Product: protein MKS1
Exons: 1
Coding region: 512-1543 (343 amino acids)
Cellular component (GO): nucleus
Source: RefSeq, a predicted model, not a curated record